Messenger RNA from Periophthalmus magnuspinnatus, 816 nucleotides. RefSeq names its product coiled-coil domain-containing protein 122-like. The transcript is spliced from 6 exons. Lineage: Eukaryota; Metazoa; Chordata; Actinopteri; Gobiiformes; Gobiidae. The record is from RefSeq and is a predicted model, not a curated record. Bases 1 to 816 code for a protein of 271 amino acids.
AUGUCAGUGGAAAAUGGUUCUCAGGACUGUGGGUUCACUUUGUCAAAAGUGGUGGAAGAUGUGAGCCAGCACAGUUUUGCUCAGACAGAAGCCCUGAAGGAGAAACAGAAAACUCUGCAGUCCCUAAAGGCAUCCUUAUCCGAUGCAGAGAACCAAACCAAACAAGUGGAAAUUGAGCUGCGGUCUAAAGUGAGGCUGCUCCUGGCUUUGGAGAGCAACACAGAACAUUUGGAACAGCAGACACAAGUCCUCCUCCAGGGCUGUAUCAGCAUCUCCCAGGAGAACACAGAUCUCCAAAACCUGAUCAGGGAGGAGCAGGAGAAGACCUCCACUGCCAUGGCCCUCUACGACUGUUAUCGGGCUAAGAUGGAGGAGCAUAGAGCGGCGGUCAUGUUAGCAGUGAGCCAGACGCAGGUCCAUAAGGAGCUAGAGGAGAGACGGGAACAUGUCAUGGUGUUAAAGCAGAAGAAAGAAGAGCUAAAGGAAGAUCUGGAGAAUCCCAAUGGAAAUGCUGUGCAGAUGGCAAAGAGGAAAACCAGUGCUUUGAAAGAGCAAAUCAUUGCAAAGAAAAAAGCAAUAGCCGAGAAAAGAAGUAAAGUGAGGAAGGAGGCAGAGACACACAGCCACAUUAAGAAAGACAUAGAGAUUCAGAACAGACGUUAUGAGGCCAUUGUGAAGCGUCUCCACUGCCAACUGAGCAAAGCACAGGCUAACCGCAGGCAAAUGUCAGCUGAGGUCUACCACAUGGAGAGGCAGAUAUCAGAGCUCAGGAGACAACUGGAGACAUCCCCACAUUCUCUGGCCAGCGCUAAAUAA